Molecule: messenger RNA, 600 nt
Organism: Blepharisma stoltei
Lineage: Eukaryota; Ciliophora; Heterotrichea; Heterotrichida; Blepharismidae
Source: the annotation of a GenBank genome assembly
AUGAAUAGAGAAAUAAAAUGCACAAUUCUCGGAGACUCAGAUAUAGGCAAAACUUGUAUGGUCGCCUCUUAUACUGCCAACACAUUCCCUCAGGUCUACACUCCUACAAUUUUAGAUAACUAUAAUGCUCUUGUAAAUGCUGGAAGUGAAGUAGUCACGUUAAGUAUUUAUGACACAUCUGGGAGAAGAGACCAAGAGCAUGCAGAUUUUAGAAGGCCCAUAAUAAAGGCUUCAGAUAUCAUUAUUGUCUGCUACUCUAUGAUUUCUUUACCUAGCCUUCUCAAUGUAAGAGCUUAUUGGUAUCCAGAAAUCCAAGAAAAUAAUGUAAAUCAUGUCCCGGUUAUUUUAGUUGGAACACAAAAAGACCAGAUCAAUCAUUAUUCAAUUGAAGCUAGAAACAAUAGACAAGAACCUGCCCCUGAUAAUAGAGCUCAGCAUCUUUGUGCAGAAGUUGGCUUUUAUAGUUGGCUACCUUGUAGCGCACUAACUCAGGAAGGACUUAAACAAGUUUUUGAUGAAGCAAUCAAAGUAUGCCUAAAAAAGAAUUCUCCUAUGGUAAGGAAAAAGAAAAAAACAAAUAAAAAAUGCUGUGGACUGUAA